Messenger RNA from Rosa chinensis, 1472 nucleotides. Its product is annotated as F-box/kelch-repeat protein At3g23880. The record is from RefSeq and is a predicted model, not a curated record. Gene Ontology annotation, molecular function: protein binding. The transcript has a single exon. NCBI's taxonomy places the organism in Eukaryota, Viridiplantae, Streptophyta, Magnoliopsida, Rosales, Rosaceae. The coding region runs from base 39 to 1310 and encodes 423 amino acids.
CGACUCAGACUACCACCAUCCCAAACUCACAGAUCAUAAUGAAAAUGGAAACAAGCAGCAGCAGCAGCUCAUUUCCCAUUACUAGCAAAGAUCUUCCUUGCGAUAUCAUAGAGGAAAUUCUGCUGCAGCUGCCGGUCAAGUCGCUGCUCCGUUUCAAAUGCGUGAGCAAAUCAUGGCUUAAUCUCAUCUCCGACCACAAAUUCAUCAAGUCACACCUUCACCACUCCACCAAACAACACCCUCACCACGAUGAUGAUGACGGUGAUCGAAUAUCAAACGCACAUCUCAUGCUCUCCUCAACAACCCUCAUUCACUCCCUCCAUCUACAGCUACCCAAUACUCGUACCAAACAAGAAGAAGAAGCGCCAGCUGCUGCUGCUGCAACUGAUGCAGUAGUACUCGAGUCCAUGGUGGAGUACCCGGUGGCGUCGACGGUGAGGCGGCCAGCUGUCAAAGACAUCAAGAUCGUCGGUUCCUGCAACGGCUUGCUAUGCUUGGUGCUCGACUCCCAACACAUGAUCAUAUACAACCCCUCCACCAGGCACGUUCAAGAAGUCCCCAGCCCGGAGGAAACUGUAGUUGGUAGAGACUACUUUUACGGUUUCGGUUAUGAUUGUCACAACGACGACUGUAAAAUAGUGAGGGCCACUUCUUCAAGUAGGGAUGGAAAUUUCGUCACCCAACUUGACAUCUUUACUUUGAAGACCAACUCUUGGCGAACAAAAACCAAAACCCUACCCUUUUAUUUCAUGUCCAGCGUGGUGGGUACCCUUCUUAAUGGGGCUCUCCACUGGGCAGUCCGUCGAGGAAUCAACAUCAGUCCUUCUGACGGCGAUGACCAUGACCCGAGGCCUUUCGGGAUAGUCUCCUUUGAUCUGACGGAGGAGACUUACAAAGAAGUACCCCUGCCGUGUGACGGUGACAAGCAUUUCUCUUUCUAUGGAUUGGGGGUUUUAGGAGGGUGUCUGAGUAUGCUCCACAGCCCCCACGGUUCUGAUUAUCAAGUGUGGGUUAUGAAGGAAUAUGGAGUCAAGGCGUCUUGGAGCGUAUUCACAACCAUCCCACAGAAGAUGGAGGAUUCUAAGGAGUACAUGGGACUGAUGUCGCUUUUGUGCGUUUUGAAGAACGGCGAAAUUCUAAUGAUGUUGCACAACCACAAAAAGGUUGUGAUAUACAAUCCCGGACAAAGGAAAUUUCGAACCAUAUUCAAUGGGGAAAUACGCUCUUCCCAAGUGGCCUUAUACCUCGAGACUCUAGUUUCAACAAAAAUAUAUGCACCAUCCUCAUCACCAUGCAUCCUAGCUACCUAGAGGUGAAGCCCCAGAAUUAGUAUGAUCCAGGAAGAAGCUAUCCUUUUGUUUGGUCAUGUAAACUUAUUAGUAAUCUUUUAUAUAUAUCAUAUGCGAGCUGUGUGAUAUAUAUCUACUUCUGAAGUUCAUAAAUUUCAUUCUGAAGGGCUUUUCCAGUUUGCA